Molecule: messenger RNA, 3826 nt
Organism: Zophobas morio
Lineage: Eukaryota; Metazoa; Arthropoda; Insecta; Coleoptera; Tenebrionidae
Product: ras-GEF domain-containing family member 1B-like
Exons: 9
Coding region: 218-2920 (900 amino acids)
Biological process (GO): Ras protein signal transduction; positive regulation of GTPase activity
Cellular component (GO): plasma membrane
Molecular function (GO): guanyl-nucleotide exchange factor activity
Source: RefSeq, a predicted model, not a curated record
AUUGCAACGUGUUUGUUAGUGUGGUAAUACUGACGUGAAAUUUUAUUUACUAAAUAAAUUUGCAUUGCCCUCCAUUUAAACCCAAUGUUUUCGUACCAACGAAGUGCUGUUAUCAAGUGUCUAAGACGAUUUUCACGAUAAAAUAAUGCCUGUACGAAGUAGGUUACGAUUAAUAUUGUCGAGUGUUUUGAAAUGUGCAAACACCUAAGUAUUUAAAAUGCAAGAGUGCAGUAAGCCUGAGAAGCCUAAAAUAAUUGGACCUAAACCGACAGUUCCUUCGAAACCCAAAAACGUUCCGCCUGUGAAUGUCAGGGCCCAGAGAGUUGUUAAAGAAAAUGAAAGGUGUUUGGUUACCGAUUCUUCACGAAGAUCAGCGGUUCCAGAGCAUAAACCGAAGGAAUUAUUAUCUAAGGAAGUGUCGCGUUCGCUUUCACAAACGGAAAAAAAGGACUACAAAGAGGUUUUCUCAACCAAAACUUCCGAAAGUUUGCAUUAUAAAAACAUAGGUGUCGAAACUAACGUUAAAUACGAUGAAUAUUCGGCCACUUACGUUAGCGAAAAAUGUGAUAAAUAUAGUACUAGCUAUGAGACUUAUAAAAAAAUUGAAGAAGCAACUCCGAAAGCCCCGAAUUCCCCCAGCACGGUUUGCUGUAGUAUUUUAUCAAACGCCACGACAGACUGUUGCGGGAUAAUCAACGUAAACAAAAAAGAACUGAACGGGAAAGCCAUGACUAAAAUAGACUCUUUAGAUUCAAAUUCCUCGGACUCAGGUGGCUUCAAGGAUUUCAUCCAAUUAGAUUUAAUCAAGAAGCCUGCAGAAACCGAACCCCCGAACGCGUCCCACCAGAGGAAAGCCUCUCAACCCGAAUUUCUCUCCGAAAAAAUCGCAGAAACUAAAAACUUUGGCCACCAAAGAAAAUCAUCACAACCGGAUUAUCUGUCACAAGAAGUGCGACAAUCAUUCACACAAAAUAAGCAGAAUUUUGUAGCCAACGCACAAGCUUUAGCACAAUUCUUGCCACAGACUGAACAAAAAAUACUGCAGCAUAAACCAUACGCAACCGACCGGCCUGAAGAGACUUUCAGACAGCAAAUUGCUAAAUUUAACGCCACUCAAAAGACUGAUGAAGUUAAAACGAAACCGAAACCCCAAAUCAUAUCACAAAGUCAAUUCCAGCAAUCAACGAAGAAGUUGGAGGAAUUGUUGUCGCAGAGAUUGGAAAAGGAAAAAGUGAUGAGGAAAGGCCAGAACUGUCUUCUAGAUGGGGAAUGCAGCCAAGACGUUGAGCAGAAAAUGAUGGUACAAAAACAAAUGCAGCAGAAGUUACAAGCCGAUCUCCAGCAGACGGUCAAGCAGAUCCAAGAGAUACAAAGCAUUGAAUUGAGACUACCACAAAACCGGAAAUGGAGCGAGAGUAAUAGGAGCCAGCCUGCCAUUGGCUUGAAACACACACCAAAAUCGAGGCCUACGAUAUUUGGAACUGUAGCUUCCGACCUCACACCAAAAGACUGUUCGAAUCGAAGGAGCUUGCCGCAAACGCCUCAAACUAAAAGUUUCUCUGCCGUCUACAACGGUGAAGCAAUUCAGGACACCGCCGGAGACACCGCCUUGCAGCAAGAUAACGCCUUGGUUUACCGCGAUGGAAACUUGCUGUCUGGUUCCCUUGAAGCUUUAAUUCAGCACAUGGUUCCGACUGACAUAUACUACCCAGAUAGGGCAUACCUAUUUGCAUUUCUAUUGUCUUCACGCCUAUUCAUUAAGCCUCACGAUUUGCUUGCCAGAGUACGGAGUCUAUGUGAAACACAACAGGGUUUGGGAAGUGCCACUGGUGGAUGUUCACAUCCUGGACAGGCCAGAUUUGCGGAGCAUUUAGUACAAUUACUCGCAGAAUGGACUGAAACAUUCCCAUACGACUUUCGGGAUGAAAGGGUAAUGCAACACGUCCGGACAAUAACGCAGCAGUGCUGCACCAUUAAUCCCACUUUUCGCACCAAUGUUUCGUCGCUCUUACAUAAUCUUCUUCAGAGAUUGACUGCGUUAGAACAAUACGAAAAGACUUUGGAUCCGUCGUCACAACCCCAAGAUGAGAACUGCACGGAUAUCUCUGAAAUUUGUCCAGUGCCAGCGUUCCUAGCGCAACAACUUACUCAUGUAGAAUUAGAAAGGCUCUCUUUUAUUGGUCCAGAAGAGUUCGUACAAGCUUUUGCUAAGGAGAAUCCACACUUAGAAACCUCGUUCAAAGACAUGAAGAAAACACACAAUUUGGAACAGUAUGUUCAAUGGUUUAAUAGACUGAGUUACUUUGUAGCGACACAAGUGUGUAAAUACCAGAAGAAAAAGCAAAGAGUUCGAGUGGUGGAGUACUGGAUAGAGACAGGGAGGGAAUGUUUUAAUAUCGGCAAUUUUAAUAGCUUAAUGGCGAUUAUAGCGGGUCUAAAUAUGUCUCCCAUUUCAAGGUUGAAGAAAACGUGGAAUAAGAUUCAUUCUGGAAAGUUUGCCAUACUAGAACACCAAAUGGACCCCAGCAGUAACUUCAGCAGUUACAGAAGUACUCUGAAAGCCGCAAUGUGGCGCAGCCACGGCGCCAAAGACCAGCGGCAAAGAAUUGUGAUUCCUUUCUUCAGUUUGCUUGUCAAAGAUCUCUAUUUCUUAAAUCAAGGUUGUUCCAACAAGCUUCCAAAUGGGCAUAUAAACUUCGAAAAAUUCUGGCAGUUGGCAAAACAAGUUACAGAGUUCAUGGCUUGGAAACAGGUCACGUGUCCAUUUGAAAAGGAUCCCAAAGUUAUUUCAAUUUUGCAACAUGGACCAAUUUUAAACGAAAAUGCCCUUGCUCUUGCCAGUUUCGAGUGCGAGCCGCCUGAAAACAAUCAGGAGAAAGAAAGAUGCAAGACUUUGAAGGCAGACAGUAACGCGAUGUAACGAGAGAUCUUUAAGCAGUUAUUAUUUAUGAUGAUGUACAAAUUGUUUUUUUAACUGUUUUUUUUUAUCUGGUGUGUACAUAUAGAUGAAUGUCUUGAAUUUUAUUUUUGUUUUGUACAGAGUUUUAUAGUUUUCUUUUUAAAACUGGAAUAUUAUUUAAUAGGCGACUAUUUUCCUAAUAUACAAGUAUUUAAUGUGAUUUUAUAGCUUUUUAAUGACUAAUUUAGUUCAAAACGUGCACUGUUUUGAUAGUACCUACAACACUGAUUCCAGUAUGAGAUACUGAAAUUAAUAGUACCUAAUUGCCAUUAUUAUAUUAAGUACUUCUGCUUUAGCUUUGUAUUCUUUGAGCAAAAGUUUUGAUGUAUUUUCAUAUUGAACUCACAAAUACUAAAAGAAUACUCUACACUGAACAUUUUGAAGAAUUUGUACCUAUUUAUAAUGUUUUAUACCUCAGUGUUUUUUACAUAAUAUUUGUAAUGAUGUACUUAAUAUAUUUGACCAAUGUAUUAACAGUAUUUAAUCGAAAUUUUUAAGUAUUUGUCACGUCAGGUUAUCUUACUAAAUCACAUUUGUUAUAUAAGCCACUAUUGCACUUCUCUUUGUAAAUGUGAUGUGAUUAUCAUGAAUGGGUAAAUAUUUAUUGUACAUGUAACAGAUGUGAUUUUUCCACUAUUGGAUUGCAUUGUAGACUUUGAAACUGCUACAUAUGCGCUUUGCCUCACGCUACAGAUAGGAUGUAAAACAAUUCAAAAGACUUAAAUCUAUCAGUAUUCUAGUCAUUAGGUAAGAGGAUGAUGCAUUGCUAAUUACACACUAUAUGUUGUAUUGUAGUUAUUUAUAUAAUGUAUAAAUCAUUUGUAUUGUAUGCAUUUGUUUUAUGUAUAAACUCCGUAUCAAAAAUUA